This is a messenger RNA of Mus caroli (Ryukyu mouse), 2015 nucleotides long. It is a transcript of the gene Rrp9, whose product is annotated as ribosomal RNA processing 9, U3 small nucleolar RNA binding protein. The record is from RefSeq and is a predicted model, not a curated record. Gene Ontology annotation, molecular function: U3 snoRNA binding; protein binding. Gene Ontology annotation, cellular component: small-subunit processome. Lineage: Eukaryota; Metazoa; Chordata; Mammalia; Rodentia; Muridae.
UGCGGAGAUGGUACCGGCUGUCACUCUGAUGCUCCCCUUUGAAGACACACACAGCUUAGUAAGGGAGGGGCAGGGCCUGGUGCCAGCCCCCUUGGUUCUAACAGCUGCCAGCUGGAGACUGGAGGCUCUUCUGUGAAACUGCCCGAGGGUACAGUUUACUGAGCCUAGACCCUUACCCACCUUGCUCAGGGGUGGGACGUGGGGGCAGUUCGGUCAGACACUACUUUUCUCAAGGUAGCCCAGGAAUCAGGAAAAACAAAAACCGAAACUUUAGAUUUGCUUGGAACCCCCAGGAGGUCUUGAGGGGAGGAGAGAGAGAAAUCUCAGGGCAUGGCACACAAUGUUAGUCAGUGUUACCUUGGCACCUCACCUUGUGGAAUACAUGUGAAGUGGGGCAGCUUAGCAGAAAAGUGGAUGCUUAGCUGGUCUUGGACUUUGACUGCUGGCAAACCAGCUCUCUUCUAAAGCGCACCCAGCACACGCAUCAUCAGCACCGCCCCUUCCCAACCUCAGAGCUCUGAAGCUUGAGCUAACAAGACCUCCCACAAGAAGCCCAGGCUUGGCCAGUCAGUGUGUAGCAUCUCUGCCUCCCUCCCCCAGGUAGACUCUGCUGCGGACAGAGGCAAGCCCAAGGGUGGCGGCAGAAUGAAUGAAGAGAUUUCCAGCGAUUCUGAGAGCGAGAGCUUGGCUCCGAGGAAAACAGAGGAAGAGGAGGAGGAAGAGCUGGAAGAGACCGCACAGGAAAAGAAGCUACGCUUGGCCAAACUCUACCUUGAACAACUCAGGCAGCAAGAGGAGGAGAAGGCUGAAGCCCGUGCAUUCGAGGAGGAUCAGGUGGCCGGGCGCUUGAAGGAGGAUGUGCUGGAGCAGAGAGGCAGGUUGCAGAAGUCGGUGGCCAAGGAGAUCCAGGCCCCAGCUCCCACCGACAUUCGAGUUUUGCGGGGCCACCAGCUCUCCAUUACGUGCUUGGUCAUCACUCCUGAUGACCUGGCCAUCUUCUCCGCCGCCAAAGACUGCACCAUCAUCAAGUGGAGUGUAGAGACUGGGCGGAAGCUGCAUGUGAUCCCUCGAGCCAAGAAGGGUGCUCAGGGCCAGCCCGCAGGCCACAGCAGCCACGUCCUCUGCAUGGCCAUCUCCUCUGAUGGCAAGUACCUCGCCUCUGGCGACCGCAGCAAGCUCAUUCUAAUUUGGGAGGCCCAGAGCUGCCAGCACCUGUACACCUUCACGGGACACCGGGACGCUGUGUCGGGACUAGCCUUCCGAAAAGGUACCCACCAGCUCUACAGCACUUCCCAUGACCGCUCCGUGAAGGUGUGGAAUGCAGCUGAGAACUCCUAUGUGGAGACGCUGUUCGGGCACCAGGAUGCUGUGGCUGCAUUGGACGCCCUGAGCCGAGAGUGCUGUGUGACAGCCGGGGGCCGGGAUGGGACCGUGCGUGUGUGGAAGAUCCCCGAGGAGUCCCAGCUUGUCUUCUAUGGCCACCAGGGUUCCAUUGACUGUAUCCAUCUCAUCAACGAGGAGCACAUGGUGUCGGGCGCGGAUGAUGGCUCUGUGGCCUUGUGGGGCCUCUCCAAGAAACGGCCACUCGCCCUCCAGCGCGAAGCUCAUGGGCUUCACGGGGAGCCAGGCCUGGAGCAACCUUUCUGGGUGUCAUCCGUAGCCGCCCUGCUCAAUACAGACCUGGUGGCCACAGGCUCCCAUAAUGCCCGGGUGCGACUUUGGCAGUGUGGAGAGGGCUUCCGGCAGCUUGACCCUCUCUGUGACAUCCCCCUGGUUGGUUUUAUCAACAGCCUCAAGUUCUCCAGUGCUGGGGACUUCUUGGUGGCUGGCGUGGGACAGGAGCACAGGCUUGGCCGGUGGUGGAGGAUCAAAGAGGCCCGGAACUCAGUCUGCAUCAUCCCACUCCGCAGGCUCCCUGUGUCCCCUGUUGCCGGCUCCUGACACUCUCCCUUAUUUAAGUGAUUUCCAGGCCCUUGCCCUCUUUUGUAUUAAAGCCUCCUAUUUUAGACCUUGUU